AUGCGACAAAUCUACAGGUCCGGCAAUCUCGUCGGCUCCCACGAAGCAAAAGAGAGGACUUCUUUCUUUUGGCAUGCUGAAGGUCCAACAGACCACCGUGUUGAACACAACGGCUCCGAUUUUCCGUCCUCCUCCAUCAAAAGAACACGCAGACGCUUUGUUAACGAUUACAAUGACCAGUCACUAGCGGCCGGGCCGCCAUAUCAAGGUUUCGUGCAGGAAGGCCCAAUGAAGGAGCCAAGUGACGGGAUUCAGCAGCUGAAUCAUGCUGCUAGGCAGACUUUACCCCACAACACAUGGAACGAUGGCCUCCUCGAAUAUUCUAGUCUUUCUCCAUUGAACCCUUCUCAACAUGAUCCUGCAGUUCAGAAAAGCAAGUCGAGGAAGCGUAAGGCGGUCGCUCAAUCUUCGACAGAUAUUCGCGGCUCAGGUGAUGAUUUCUUCAAAGACGAGGACAAUGACCUUGACGGUCAUCUUUCUUGUAGCUCCUACGAGGAUGCAGCGCUUAACAAAAGGAGAAAAGUUGCUCAACAGAGCGUCAAGGGUCAGACUCGCGGUCCUAUGCAUAGGACCACCAAAAAGACUGGAAGAGACUUCAGGCCAACAGUCCGACGGUCGAAGGUCUUCGACUCGGCAUCGAAUCAGGUGGCUUUUCAAUUGCACGGAAAAUUCUUCCUUUCCGGCAGAAUUGCUUACGAUGAGCACCAUGAAAGAGAUAUCAUCUACAAGCGGAAUACUUUCGCCGUGACUGAUUGCUCAUACAAAAUCCUCACAAACCCAGAGGGGCCCGUGGAUGAGUGUCUCUAUCUCGAACUCCAUGGUCUACGCCAUCGAAUUGCGUCCUUGGCUCUCCAGAUAGGAGAGCAUCGCGAACCCGCCAACCGCGAGAAGACUGGGCUUCAACAGUUCACUAGCGCAAACCGGGAUACAAAGCGAGUACCUCCUCCGUAUCGCAUGACCCCUUACUUGCAGGAAGACGAAACGGAGGAAAGUGUCAUUAGCGCAGCUCGAAGCUUUCCCAAGUCAACCGGUGAAGCAAAGGCUGGGGUAUCAGGAACGUGCAUGUGGGAAAGAGUCUCCCUUCUCUUUGGUACGGGCAACAAUGGGAACCGCAGGGAAAAGCAGACCUUUUCCUGCGUCACGAUAUCUCUUAUCGCCAAUCUCGGGGAUGGCCGAGAGGUAGAGGUUGCAAGCUGCAGCUCCGACUCCUUCAUCGUUCUUGCUCGAUCGCCCGCUGGUAUCAAAAACAAGCCGCAGGAGAAGAAGUCGCAGAAGCCGAAGAGGGGCAGACCAUCAGCAGCUAAUGGGAGAUCUCGGCGCCACGCAAAUGUUAUCACAGAAGAAGCUGAGAAUGUCGAUGGAUAUUUCGGUUACAAUGCCAACGAUGAUGGCGACAAUGACCGCGGUGUGGAUGUCAAUGAUACCGCUCAUAACGUUGCCGUGGGUUCAACUCAGCAACAUCAUGCUGCAGUUUCCAGUACGACUGGCACAGUAAGCUCAACAUCCCAUCAGCAAGGAGUGAUGUCUGGGAGACCAAGAUAUGAAGCGAUUCUAACACGAGGCGCUAGCGCCUACGAGGAGCCGGCUCCCCCUUACCAUGAUACGCAGCGACCCUGGAAGAACCCUUACCAUAAUUACGGUUUUGAUGCCAUGGUUCAACAGACAAGCUAUCCGCAGCCGGUGGGAGUCUCCAACGGCGACAGCAGGUUCCUAACCAACGACUUCUCGAAUCUCCAGAAUCCAUUGACAUCCCCGGAUUACUUCACUGAUCCUGGCCUGACCACUGGACCGACGACGAUAUCGCCAGCUACAGACUUGCAGAAUCCAGACCUCAACAACUUCACCACCAUCUUCGAUCCUGAUGAAACGAAUGCAGAGCCGGAGCAGAAUAUUGAAUAUGCAAUACCGCCGGUCAUGGGUCUGGACAGCGGCUUUUCGGAUCAAUUUGGUGCUCGCAAGGCCCAGACAGAGAACCAGCGUGACAUCCCAUUCCCUGACGAGCUCUUGUUGGAGGUGGGUGUCCAAGACUACAGUGAUCUCGAACGGGAAAGGCUAUUGAAUUUCAUUGAUUCGAUUGAUUCUUCUCCUUGGGGGUACCGUUGA
Molecule: messenger RNA, 2103 nt
Organism: Bacidia gigantensis
Lineage: Eukaryota; Fungi; Ascomycota; Lecanoromycetes; Lecanorales; Ramalinaceae
Exons: 2
Coding region: 1-2103 (700 amino acids)
Biological process (GO): regulation of DNA-templated transcription
Molecular function (GO): DNA-binding transcription factor activity; DNA binding
Source: RefSeq, a predicted model, not a curated record